Molecule: messenger RNA, 1440 nt
Organism: Funneliformis caledonium
Lineage: Eukaryota; Fungi; Glomeromycota; Glomeromycetes; Glomerales; Glomeraceae
Source: the annotation of a GenBank genome assembly
AUGACAACAGAAGAGUGUCAAGAAGGUUUAACGAAGGAGGAAUCUACAAAUAAGGAAGAUAACGGGCAGCAUACAACUGACAAUAUUUUACAUAGUGUAUCAAUAGAUAAUGAAAAGAGAUUAUCAACGUCGGAAAGGGUUAUUCAAUUUAUUGGAGAAGGACAUUCUAAUAAACGACCUAAACUUAAUGAAAAUAGUACGGAAAUUUCAACAGAAAAUGAAAAUGAUACAUCAAUACUUCAUUCAUUGGAUGCAACGACCGAAGAUCCAUUCACUCUCGAAUCUUUUGAUACACUUAUACAACAACAUGCGGAAAAAAAUAAAGAUUUUAUCAUAGCAAAAGUAUCUACCGUUGACCCAUUAGAUGAAUUAAAAUAUUAUCAUUCAUUUUAUUCUGGUCAUCAGAUAAAUAAAAUAUUAUUCAGAACUCAACCCGAUCAAGGUUUAUUACAUCGUAUGAAAGCUAAAAAUCCAUUAAAUAAUAUGAAUAUAAUCGGUGAUGUACAUUAUUAUGUCGUUAAAGCAGCGAGUGUAAAAAAAUCACAAACAUUUGCAAAAUCUUCUUCGAUGUCUGCGACAUCAAGAAAAACAUUAACUGUUAAGGAAAAAUGUGUAACGAUAGUAGCAACUUCUUCACUUGAUAAAACUGAAGAGGUUACGAUUAAUUUUGAUGAUGUAAUAUCGAUGGCUGAUAGAUUACAUUCCGCUCCACCAUCAAUAUGGAAUUUUAAAAACGAAGAAGAAGUAUUGGUUGCUAUUGAGAUGAACUCACAUUCAUCCAAGAAUGCUAAUAAUAAAAGAUGUAAAGAAUUUUCCAUUUCAAUUCCAAAAAAUGAUGACAACAUCAAUCCUUCUUCUUCCUUGGAAAAUCAACCCAUCUUAUCUCCAACACCUACAGUCACACAAUCACCAAUCAAUGUCGAAUCCCCUUCAAUACCUUUAAAUGAAAUAGAUAUGGGAGACAAUUCAAUUCAUUACAAGGCAAUAUUUUAUGCAACUGAUGAUGAUUUUUUGAUGCGUUCAACGGUACGACAAUUUUUCAAAUCAAAUGCAUUGGAUCCUGUAGAUGCACAAUUAUUCACAAUAAAUUCAUCUCCACAUAAUGUCUCGACGACAAUAAAUACAACUCCACCAAGUGCGCGAUUGGAAAGGAUGGUAACAAAUAAUGGAGCAGAUUUCUCUGAAACUACAUCGACUCCAUCACAAUCGCGCAGAAAUUCACAAUCAAUAAAUGCUCACUCUAGAUGGUGGAGAACGAUACAUAAUUUGAGAAUGAAUAAAGGGUUAAAAUGGUUGGUAUUGAUGUACAUGGUAUUUGGAUUUUUAUUAAUUAGAUUCGUUGUUAAUGAAACCUAUGCUUAUUUAAUGGCUUUCCUUUUAAUGUUGUGCUUAUUCCUUGUAUUCUGUGUUGGAAGUGGUGUUGGUAUUUGGGGAAGAUAA